GUUGAACUUGAAUGUGGUGGGCAGUUCCUCCAACACGCACAACGCAGCUUCCCUCCGGCGGCGCGCACAGCUACAGAUUCCACUGUAGGCCGGCCGUUUGAGGAGCCAUCCACUGCCGCAUCGCCGCCGUGAGAAGCCUCAGCCACUGCUGCAGUGAGAAGCCUCAGCCAUCGCCGCCACCUCCGCUGUGAGAACUGAGAAGCCUUAGCCAUCGUCGCUAACUCCUGCCGAAGGUUAUGGGACAUGUUGGAGCUUGCAAUGGCAUGAAGCUGCCCGAUUUCACAGCACUAAUGGAAUUAACUAGGCCUCAUAUAGACUCCUUUGAUUAUUUCAUUGAUAGAGGUCUUGAUGUUUUGGUUUCACACGUAAAGCCUAUUGAGGUCAAUGAUUCUUCUUCUGCAACAACACUUAGGAUAUGGUUAGAGAAUCCAGUUUUGUUGCCUCCAGAUAAGGAAGGAAACACUAGAACAAAGCAUGACCAACUGCUUCCGUAUGAGUGUAGACAAUGUGGAACGUCCUACCGGGGUAGACUUCAUGUGGACGUCUGCUUUCAAUAUAACGGUGGAGUUGUAAUUCGUGACCAAUUUUUCUUUGGUCGUCUUCCCAUAAUGCUAAAGUCAAAGCUGUGCCAUUUAAGGGGUGCUGAUCCAAAAAAGUUGGUUUCAUUGAAGGAGGAGUCAAGUGAAAUUGGUGGCUACUUCAUAUGCAAUGGACUUGAGCGACUUGCACGGAUUUUAAUAAUGCCAAAGCGGAAUUAUCCGAUGAGUGUGAUCCGUAAUGCAUACCGUAACCGUGGAUCAGCUUUUACUGAGAAAGCUGUUCUCAUCAGAUGUGUCCGACAAGAUCAAUCUGCUGUCACAGUAAGGCUGUAUUACCUGCAGCAUGGAAGUGCAAGCAUUGGAUUUCUGGUGCGAAGGAAGGAAUACAUUAUACCAGUUGGCAUAAUGCUGAAGGCCCUCGUUGACACCAGUGAUGCUGAAAUUUAUACGAGUUUGACUUCUUCUGGUAGUGAUACCUACCAUGUUUCUAGAGCAACAGGCUGUGUGCAGCUAACUGGGGAAAGAGCAAAGAUAAUCUUAAAUGAAGUCAGAGAUUUUGGUUUAUUCACGCGGCUACAGUGCCUGCAGUUUAUUGGUAAAAGAUUCCAGCCAUUAAUGGAAGGAUUAGAAAUGGAAAGUCAUUCAGUGGUUGGAGAAUCUGUUCUAAAGGAGUUUGUCUUCGUGCACCUUGACAACAAUCACGACAAGUUUAAUUUACUCAUAUUUAUGUUGCAAAAGUUAUUUGCCGUAGUUGAUCGGAUAGCAGCUCCUGACAAUCUGGAUACAACACAAAACCAUGAGGUUUUGUUACCUGGGCAACUAAUUACAGUAUAUCUCAAGGAAAAGUUUGAGGAGUGGUUGAGUAGAUCAAGACGACAGAUUCUAGAUGAGCUUAGGAAAGAAGACAAACAUUUUGAUAUUCAAAAUUUGACACAUGUGAAAAAAGCUAUGGAUAAAUUUUCUUCUGUAAAUGUUGCAAAGGCUGUUGAAGCUACGCUAAGUACUGGAAACAUUGUUACAAGUUCAGGUCUUGAUAUGCAGCAGGUCUCUGGCAUGACCGUUGUUGCAGAAAAGCUUAAUUUCCUUCGUUUUAUAUCUCAUUUUCGUUCUGUACAUAGAGGUUCUUUUUUUGUGCAUAUGCGUACAACAAGUGUGCGGAAGCUUCUACCUGAGUCCUGGGGAUUUCUUUGCCCUGUUCACACACCUGAUGGGCCUUUGUGUGGUUUGUUAAGUCACAUGACGUCUACAUGUCGAAUAACCUCUUAUUUUGAUGCACAAGGGAAUAUCAAAGAUUUCUCAAAGAUCCGAAUGUCAAUUUUGAGUGCACUGAUCUGCUGUGGUAUGACUCCACGGCUUCCACGAUUUGAGAAAGCUGGUGCUCGCAGGCUUCUUAAUGUCCUUCUGGACGGUUGUGUUAUUGGCAUUAUAGAUGCUGAUAAGGCCACAGAGGCUGUUGCUUAUCUAAGGAAUUUGAAGAUGUUGGCAAAUUCAAUGAUUCCUGAUGACUUGGAAGUGGGUUAUGUACCUUUGUCCUUUGGUGGUGCCUAUCCUGGAUUGUUCCUUUUCACUUCUCCUUCUAGAUUUAUUCGUCCUGUGAAGAAUUUGGAGCAAGGAGGGAUUGAAUUUAUUGGGCCUUUUGAACAGGCUUUUAUGGAGAUCAGGUGUCCUGAUGGUAGGGAUGGGGGAAGCAGAUUAUCUUCUUUUCCAACAACUCAUGAAGAGGUUCAUCCAACUUCAAUGCUUAGUGUUGUAGCUAAUCUCACACCUUGGUCUGAUCACAAUCAGAGUCCACGAAAUAUGUACCAGUGCCAGAUGGCAAAGCAAACCAUGGGUUUUUCUUCUCAGUCUUUGCAGUUUCGAGCAGACAACAAAACAUACCAUCUCCUUACUCCACAAUCACCAAUUGUGCGUACAUCUUCAUAUAACAAGUACUGUGUGGAUGAAUUUCCAUCUGGGACAAAUGCAAUUGUUGCUGUUCUCGCAUAUUCAGGUUACGACAUGGAGGAUGCCAUGAUUUUGAACAAAUCAUCGGUGGAGCGAGGAUUAUGUAGAGCACAUAUAUAUCAGCGAGAAACAGUGGACUUGACCAAUACACAUGGAAGAAAAGAUCAUGUGCCAAAAUUAUUUGCACGAAAUAACAAUGAUAAGUCUGCAAAGAUGUUAAUUGAUUCAGAUGGUCUUCCAUAUAUUGGUCAGGUCAUUAAUCCAGAUGAAGCAUAUUAUUCCACCUACAAUACUGUAACAAACAGAACAUACUUGAACAAGCUUAAAGGUUCGGAAGCUGUUAUAGUUGAUUAUGUUGUUGCAGAUGGAGCAAGUUCGAAGAACAAUUUGCAAAGGGUGAACAUUCGUCUACGUCGCCCUAGAAAGCCUGAGAUUGGUGAUAAGUUCAGUAGUAGACAUGGACAAAAGGGUGUCUGUUCUCAAUUGUGGCCAGACGUUGACAUGCCCUUUUCAGGAGUAACAGGAAUACGACCUGAUCUCAUAAUCAACCCACAUGCUUUUCCAUCUCGGAUGACAAUUGCUAUGCUUUUGGAAUCCAUCGCUGCAAAGGGUGGUAGCCUGAAGGGAACUUUUGUUGAUGCAACCCCCUUUUCUGGAUUGUUGAAGCAAGUGGAUGGUGAGAAACCAGUGUCAAGUACACCUAUUGAAGAAUAUGGACCAUUGCUCGCCUCUUAUGGUUUCAGUUAUCAUGGAACUGAGGUCCUUUACAGUGGAGUUCUUGGUACUGAACUCACAUGUGAAAUAUUUAUGGGUCCAGUUUACUACCAGCGUCUACGGCAUAUGGUUUCCGACAAAUUUCAGGUUCGAUCCACUGGACCCAUUAACCAGCAGACCAGGCAACCACUUAAAGGAAGGAAGAUCGGCGGAGGGAUUCGUUUUGGUGAGAUGGAGCGUGACUCAAUACUUGCUCAUGGUGCAUCAUAUUUGUUGCAUGAUAGGCUCCAUACGUGCUCUGACUACCAUAUUGCUGACGUAUGUUCUCUAUGUGGGAGUCUUCUUACUGCAUCUAUUGUCCAGCAACAAAAGAUAACUGAGAAACCACUUGCUGAGCUCUCCCCAGCGAUAAGCUACUCGAAGAAGGCAUUCUGUCAAGCAUGCAAAUCUAGUAAAGGAAUGGAAACUGUAGCCAUGCCGUUUGUUUUCAGAUAUUUGGCUGCUGAAUUAGCUGCAAUGAACAUAAAAGUUUCUCUUCAUUUACGGGAACAAGUCUGAUUUGGUGGCUUAGUUUAUUUAUGCAUUUAAAGAUUGUAAUGGUUGACUAGGUAAUUUAGUUUGAUUAGUCGAUCAUGAUCAACCAUGGGUGCAUUUGGCAUCGUUUAUAAUAUACAAGCAUGAGGUUUACCUUGUA
Nymphaea colorata (pocket water lily) is the source of this 3891-nucleotide messenger RNA. Its product is annotated as DNA-directed RNA polymerase I subunit 2. Gene Ontology annotation, cellular component: nucleus; RNA polymerase I complex. Gene Ontology annotation, biological process: DNA-templated transcription. Gene Ontology annotation, molecular function: ribonucleoside binding; DNA binding; DNA-directed RNA polymerase activity. The coding region runs from base 237 to 3755 and encodes 1172 amino acids. The record is from RefSeq and is a predicted model, not a curated record. The transcript has 29 exons. Lineage: Eukaryota; Viridiplantae; Streptophyta; Magnoliopsida; Nymphaeales; Nymphaeaceae.